AUGUCUCACCUACUAUUUGCCUUACUUUCAUUGUUUUCCUUUGCUGCCCUUCUGGAAGCACAGUGGAAACUUAAGGAAAAUGUGUAUGUCAUAGAAUCUGAGUGGGAUGAUGAGACACCAGCUAAAAGAGUGGAGCUUACCUGUGACACUGAUGAAGCACUGCCAGUUUACUGGGAAAAGGACACUGAACUUAAAGGAACUGGAAAGACUCUGGUUGUUGAAAUGAAAGAGUUCCCAGAUGCUGGCAACUACACCUGUCUGACAGCUAAUACCCAUGAAAUCAUCAGCUAUCAUUUCUUCCUCAUAACUAAAAUAGACUCCAGUGGGCAAAUGAUAAGGUCAAUUCUGAAAAGCUAUGAAGAGCCAAACAGGACAUUUUUAAAAUGCAAGGCAAAGAACUACUCUGGAAUUUUCACGUGUUCAUGGAUGACAGAAAAUGAGAGUCCAAAUGUGAAGUUCACAAUCAGGAGUCUGGAAGGCUCUCAAGGAGAUGUAACCUGCAGCAGCCCUGUAGCUCAUACCAUUAAAUCAGGCACCGAAUACACAGUCCAGUGCCAGAAAGAAAACUACUGUCCAUUUGCUGAAGAGCAUCAGCCAAUUGAGAUGUUCCUGGAGGUCAUUGAUGAAGUGGAAUAUGAGAACUACACUAGAAGCUUCUUCAUCAGAGACAUCAUAAAACCUGACCCACCCCAAUGUCACUAUACAGCUGCAAAUGGAACAGUCACCUGGACAUAUCCCAGAACAUGGAGCACACCAAAGUCCUACUUCCCUUUGACUUUCAGGGUCAAAGUUGAAAGUCCAAAGAAACACAGCAUCCAGGUCUAUGAUGCUGAUGAGCAGUCUAUUCAGAUUCCAGGAGCUAGGCCAAAAGACAAGAUCUCAGUGCAGGCCAGGGAUCGCUAUUACAAUUCCUCCUGGAGUGAGUGGUCCUCACUUUGCAGAUAACCAGUGAGAGAUUCUCGCUCUAAAGAAAACAAAGAAUGAGUGAACAAAAGAACAUAAGCAUAAUUAGGACAAAAAAACUGCAUUUGAGAUGAUUAAGAAGCUGUAGCAGAGAUGUUCUGUAAUAGGCUAACACAGUCCUGAUUCUGGCAGCUCUUUUAAAUUCCCCAGAUUUGAGUCACACCAUGUUAUAUUAACAUGUAGGGUAGUUUGAGACAUUGCUGCCAGCUGCUACUGUAGGUUCUGCAUCUAACUCUGUUGCACUUAUUUAUUUGUUUACUUCCUUGUUUGUUUAUUUAUUAUUAUUUAUUUAGGUGACUUGCUUCCAGAUAAUGGCUCUUACUAUUCAAACUGUUUCA
Pogoniulus pusillus (Red-fronted tinkerbird) is the source of this 1301-nucleotide messenger RNA. It is a transcript of the gene IL12B, whose product is annotated as interleukin 12B. The transcript is spliced from 7 exons. The record is from RefSeq and is a predicted model, not a curated record. Gene Ontology annotation, molecular function: protein binding. The coding region runs from base 1 to 945 and encodes 314 amino acids. NCBI's taxonomy places the organism in Eukaryota, Metazoa, Chordata, Aves, Piciformes, Lybiidae.